Drosophila gunungcola (fruit fly) is the source of this 2627-nucleotide messenger RNA. RefSeq names its product pre-rRNA 2'-O-ribose RNA methyltransferase FTSJ3. The record is from RefSeq and is a predicted model, not a curated record. Gene Ontology annotation, molecular function: rRNA (guanine) methyltransferase activity; rRNA (uridine-2'-O-ribose)-methyltransferase activity. Gene Ontology annotation, biological process: maturation of 5.8S rRNA from tricistronic rRNA transcript (SSU-rRNA, 5.8S rRNA, LSU-rRNA); rRNA methylation; maturation of LSU-rRNA from tricistronic rRNA transcript (SSU-rRNA, 5.8S rRNA, LSU-rRNA). Gene Ontology annotation, cellular component: nucleus; nucleolus; preribosome, large subunit precursor. Lineage: Eukaryota; Metazoa; Arthropoda; Insecta; Diptera; Drosophilidae.
AUUUAAAAUAGUCAAUACGGGCACACUGUUGGCAACACGUGCACGAUUCGGUGCAUUUGAUUUCAAUUCGAUUCAAUUUAACGUGAUUAUAUUGAAUCACUGGCAAAAUGGGAAAGAAAACGAAAGUUGGAAAGACCAGAAAGGAUAAGUUCUACCAGCUGGCGAAGGAGACAGGACUUCGAUCGCGUGCUGCCUUCAAAUUGAUCCAGUUGAAUCGUAAAUUUGGUUUCCUCCAACAGUCGCAAGUAUGUUUGGAUCUGUGCGCAGCGCCCGGAGGCUGGAUGCAGGUGGCCAAGCAGAACAUGCCGGUGUCCAGCAUUGUGAUCGGCGUGGAUCUGUUCCCCAUCCGCCCCAUAGCCGGCUGCAUUGGCCUGGUGGAGGACAUCACGACCGAGAAGUGCCGGCAGUCGUUGACGAAGGAGCUGCAGUCGUGGAAGGCCGAUGUGGUGCUGCACGACGGAGCACCCAAUGUGGGUCGCAACUGGCUGUACGAUGCCUACCAACAGAUCUGCCUCACCCUAAACGCCCUCAAGCUGAGCACUCAGUUCCUGCGCAGCGGCGGCUGGUUCGUCACCAAGGUGUUCCGCUCCAAGGACUACAACGCUUUGCUCUGGGUGCUGAAGCAGCUCUUCAAGAAGGUGCACGCCACCAAGCCGAGCGCCUCGCGCAAGGAGUCCGCCGAGAUAUUCGUUGUCUGCCAGGGAUACAUCGCACCCGACCACAUUGACCCCCGUCUGCUGGACUCCAAGUAUGUGUUCGAGGAGCUCGAUCUCGAUGCCAAGAAGAAAAGCAGCCUGCUUCAUCCCGAAAAGCAGAAGCGCAUCAAGGCCGAGGGCUAUACGGCCCAGGACAUCGCCCUGCGCAACGAUCUGGCCGCCACGGAGUUUAUGCUGGCCGAGAAUGCCUUGGCUGCCCUGCAAGGCGUGGGAUCCAUUCGCAUAGAUGACAAGCGCAUUGCCAGUCACAAGAAGACCACACCGGAAAUUCUGGAGUGUUGCAAGGACCUGAAGGUCCUGGGUCGCAAAGAUAUCAAGGGAUUGGUGCAAUGGUGGAAGGAUGUGAGGGAAAUUCUAGUUAAAAAGGAAGAACAGCCGCUCGUUGUUGGGGAUCCAAAUGCCGAUGAGGAAAAGGCGAAGCCAUUGACGCAGGCGGAAAUCGAGGACAUGGAAGAUGCCGAACUGCAAACCCAAAUAGACACAAUUCUGGAUGAGGAAAAGAAGGAUCUGAAGCGAAAGCGCAAGAAGACGCUCAAGACAAAGGCCAAGUUGCACGAGAAGAUGAACCUCAACAUGGUGAUCAAGGGCGACGAUGGCCCAGUCGAGGAGACGGAGCACGAGAUCUUUGAGCUCAAAAACAUCAGCACCUCUGCCGAGCUGGCACGGUUGCUAGAUGUUCAGCCCGAUUUCGCUGUGGACGAAAGUCUUCCCGAGCAGGCCAAGCUGUCAAAAUACAAGUAUUAUGACAAGGAUGAUCAGAAUGUCAAUGAUGAUCUAAACUACGGCGACGACGAUGAGGAAGAACAGAGCGAAGCCUCGGAAGACGAAGACCAGUUGGACAAACGUGGUCUGGGCCUCAGUGACGACGAUGAAGACGUUGCCAAAGGUAAAAACAAGAGGAAAAAGCGAGCCGAGAAUCCACUAAUCAAAUCAACUGACUUUCGCGACAAAAACACCAAGCGGGAGCAACGUGUUCAGCUCUGGUAUGAAAAGGAUGUCCUCCAAAAUAUAAAGUCGGACGACGAUGAGGAAACCUACGAUCUGGACAACCUGGCCAAGGAGUACAAGGCCAAGGGUGUGUCGGUACUGGGUGAGAGCACCCUCACCCCUGACGACGAGCUAAUCCAAGGCAAGAAGGCCAAACGUCGCGCUCGCCACGAAGCCGCAGCCAAGGAUAGCAGCUCAGAGUCAUCCGACUCCGAGGACGAAGUCGAUAAACAGGAUAACGAAGAUGCGGCCACAGAAACGAAGGUGAAGAAGGUUCGCUUAUCCGAAAAUGAGAUGGCCUUGGGUGCAUUUUUGACGCGCAACAAGAAGACACGCCGUGACCUGAUCGACGCAGCCUGGAAUCGGUAUGCAUUCAACGACGAAAACCUUCCCGUGUGGUUUGUGCAAGAUGAGGACGAGCACAUGACCAAGCCACAGCCGGUACCCAAGGAGCUGACCGCAGAGUACCAACGCAAGUUGCAGGAGGUCAAUGUGCGUCCCAUUAAGAAGGUCAUGGAGGCCAAGGCGCGUAAGCAUCGGCGUGCUUCAAAGCGCAUGGCCAAGGCCAAGAAAAUGGCCGAAAAGAUCAUGGAGAACAACGAUGCCACCAACCAUGAGAAGACCAAACAGCUCAAGAAGGUGUACAAAAAGGCGCAAGAGAAGAAGAAGGAGGUUACGUAUGUGGUCGCCAAAAAGCAGUCGGCCGCUCGACGAGCCCGACGUCCAGCGGGUGUCAAAGGUCAAUACCGCGUCGUUGAUCCGCGCGAGAAGAAGGACAAGCGAUCGGUGGCAGCAAAAAAGAAACGCGAAAAGGGCGGAAGGGGCGGCAAGGGCCGCAAAGGAGGUCGUAAAUAAAAUAUAAUAUGUAAACAAAAUUUAAAUGUAAUAUUUUAUAGUUUUUAAAUAUAUGCGUACAAAUCAGAA